Molecule: messenger RNA, 590 nt
Organism: Musca vetustissima
Lineage: Eukaryota; Metazoa; Arthropoda; Insecta; Diptera; Muscidae
Product: ninjurin-A-like
Exons: 5
Coding region: 1-588 (195 amino acids)
Biological process (GO): cell adhesion; tissue regeneration
Cellular component (GO): membrane
Source: RefSeq, a predicted model, not a curated record
AUGGAAUUAAGUAUUUCCACGGGCGUUGGUCAAAAAAUGUGCUCCACAAAUGAGGAUAUUGAAAUGGAACAUGUGCCAUCACCAAAUCGUGAAGUACAAGAAAAUUUACUUUCAGCCAAUCCACAGCCACAACGAUCCAAGAAACGUUCACCAUGGAGUUGUUUUUAUUGUUCCGCUGGUGUUAAGGUCAGUGAAGAUGCUUUGAAAGCUAUCAAAUCGAAAAAGGAUAAAAAAGAAAAUGCGAAUGAGAAUAUAACCAAAACGGAUUUUCACAAUUAUCAACAACGCAAAACCUAUGGUCAGGGUAUGAUGGAUUUGGCUCUGCUAACAGCAAAUGUUAAUCAAUUGCGAACACUUUUGGACAUGGAAACGAAACAUCCAUAUUAUGUGGCAAAUGUGGUUUUCAUAUCGAUAAGUAUUUUCUUUCAAGUAAUUGUUGGUGUCAGUCUCAUUCUCAACAGCAGAGUCAAUGUUAAUCAGGAGACUGAUGUCGCUGGUGCUUCAAGGGUUAAUAAUUUUACCUUUGCUUGUAUUUUCAUUAUUACAAUUGUUAAUGUAUUUCUUUCGGUCUUCUAUGAUAUGAAAUAGCA